UGUGCGUCUGCUGGAGCAGAAGGUGGAGACUGCCGCUUUAAGAAGCUGUUGCAUGAACAUGCUGGUGAUUUUCCACUCAAACUGAUAAUAAACGGGCUCAUAGAAACAAUGAUCACACUGAAAAAAAUCCAUCCAAUUGUUUGAAUGAGCGUUAAACCGAGACUGCAAAACCAGAACCAGCUGCAUGCUUCAUCAAACCGAGCGGGCAGCAUGGCACAAAAAGAGAAGCUUCAAUGCCUGAAGGAUUUCCAUAAGGACACCCUGAAACCUUCACCGGGGAAGAGCCCAGGGACACGGCCUGAGGACGAGGCUGAAGGCAAGGCUCCUCAGAGGGAGAAGUGGGCUAGUAAGCUCGACUUUGUCCUGUCAGUGGCCGGCGGCUUUGUCGGAUUAGGAAAUGUGUGGCGCUUUCCUUACCUUUGCUAUAAAAAUGGCGGUGGUGCGUUUCUCAUCCCCUACUUCAUUUUUCUGUUUGGCGGCGGCCUGCCUGUGUUCUUCUUGGAGGUUGCUUUGGGCCAGUACACAUCUGAAGGAGGGAUCACCUGCUGGGCCAAACUCUGUCCCAUUUUCACUGGUAUCGGCUAUGCCUCCAUCGUGAUCGUGUCUCUGCUCAACGUCUACUACAUUGUGAUCUUGUCCUGGGGACUCUACUACCUGUUUCAGUGCUUUCAGCCUGAGCUUCCCUGGGCCAAAUGCAAACAACCCUGGAACACUCACAACUGUGUUGAGGACACAAUCCGCAAAAACAAGACCCUAUGGCUUGCAGCCAACGCUACCAACUUUACCUCCCCUGUCACUGAAUUCUGGGAACAUAACGUCCUGAGCAUCUCCACUGGGAUUGAAGACAUUGGGCCCCUGAAGUGGGAUCUGGCCCUGUGUCUCCUAGCAGUGUGGAUUAUCUGUUUUUUCUGCAUCUGGAAGGGAGUCAAGUCCACCGGGAAAGUGGUGUACAUAACAGCAACUUUCCCUUUUGUGAUGCUGAUUGUGCUGUUGGUGCGUGGAGUCACUCUCCCUGGAGCAGCUGAAGGGAUCAAAUUUUACCUUUACCCCGACUUGACCCGCCUACAGGAUCCAGAAGUAUGGAUUGAUGCAGGAACUCAAAUUUUUUUCUCCUAUGCCAUCUGUCUUGGAGCCAUGACGUCUCUGGGGAGCUACAACAAAUACAAAUACAACUGCUACAGGGACUGUUUGCUGCUGGGAGGCCUCAACAGCGGUACCAGUUUUGUGUCUGGCUUCGCAAUAUUUUCCGUCCUGGGCUUCAUGGCACAAGAACAAGGGGUGGACAUUGCCGAUGUGGCAGAGUCAGGUCCUGGCUUGGCCUUCAUUGCUUAUCCAAAAGCUGUUUCCAUGAUGCCACUUCCAACACUCUGGGCCAUCCUCUUCUUUAUCAUGCUGUUGCUUCUGGGCCUUGACAGUCAGUUUGUCGAAGUGGAGGGACAGAUCACCUCCAUCGUGGAUCUGUAUCCAGCCCUCCUCAGGAAGGGUUACCGGCGGGAGAUCUUUAUAGCUGUGGUGUGUUUCAUGAGCUAUCUCCUGGGACUCACCAUGGUAACAAAAGGUGGCAUGUAUGUGUUUCAACUCUUCGACUACUAUGCAGCCAGUGGUGUGUGCCUUUUGUGGGUUGCAUUCUUUGAAUGCAUCGCUGUAGCUUGGGUUUACGGAGUUGAUAAUUUCUACGAUGGAGUUGAGGAUAUGAUAGGCUACAGGCCAAAUGCAUGGAUGAAAUGGAGCUGGACCAUAGUCACUCCUGUCCUUUGCGUGGGCUGUUUUGUCUUCUCCCUGGUGAAGUACAAGCCCUUGACCUAUAACAAGGUGUAUGAGUAUCCUGACUGGGCCAUCGGUUUGGGCUGGUGUUUGGCCCUAGCUUCCAUGAUCUGCAUCCCCAUGGUGAUGGUCAUCAAAAUCCUACAGUCUGAGGGGCCCCUGAUUGAGAGGAUCAAAGCAGUGGCAGCCCCAGUAAAGUCAGGUGUGAGCUCUUGCCCAAAAGAGUACAGCUUGAAGGGCAGCGAACUCACACAGCCUCUGGACCCAAACGGGAACAAUGGCUUGAUGAAGCCCACCCACACCAUUGUAGAAACAAUGAUGUGAGCGCUCUCUGUGAGAGGAAUAAGAUUGAUGUGCUUUCUGUGUUAAACGUCAACAGUGGUAGGUUUAUGUUGUCCAGUAUAUUUGAUUUAGACAUAUUUUGGUUUGAGUUCUAUCAAUAGAGCUUUUAAUUGUAAUUUUUUCCCUGUGUAUUUUAUUAUAUUUUUUACUAUAUCAACAUUGUAAGUUACAGUUUUCAUGGUAGUUGCCACUGAUCGUCUUAGACAGUAUUUUGUGAUGGAGCAUAUUCUGUGUUUGCUACCGUUUUUGUCAAUUCUGGCAGGAUAGAAGGAAAGAAGUCACUAUCAUGCCCAUACAAAUUGGUCAGAUAGUCCACUAAAUAACCACAGAAAAGAUAGGAAACUGUGAGAUCCUCACAGGUUUGUGGCCAGAGCUAACUUCUAAUCUCUCAUUUUCGGUAUUUGUCUUGAAUGUAUAUCCGCUCAUGGUGGGAGAAAGUCAGUCAUAUCUCUCUGUAGAGUAUACUGUGUGUCCAUGACGGGUGCAUUGAAUGUGAGACAGUAAUGUACAGGUUGGAGAAAGUCACCCUCAAGUCUUGAUAUUGCAAGUCAUAAGUUAACAUCAUAUCCCAAUAUAGACCUCUGGGUUGGGGUGCAAGUCACUCAAAUCUUGAUACUGCAAGUGACAAAUCCCAAGUGAUCCCUGAUACAAGACAGAUUGCUAAAUUGGAGUAUAGGUCACUCUGAAGUUUUUACACUGCAAGCCAGAAGUCACGUCUCAAGUAAUCUCUCAGUACACAAUAUUUGUGCUAUGGUAGCACAGUGGCACAACUAGCACCCUUUCCUUAGAACAAAAAGUCUUGGGUUAAAUUCCAUCAAUGCCCACUUCUUUUCUGCAUGGAGUUUGCAUGUUUCCCCUCACCUCUGUGUAGGUUUUGUCUCAGCUUCUGGUUUCCCUCCC
Molecule: messenger RNA, 3006 nt
Organism: Thalassophryne amazonica
Lineage: Eukaryota; Metazoa; Chordata; Actinopteri; Batrachoidiformes; Batrachoididae
Gene: slc6a6b
Product: solute carrier family 6 member 6b
Exons: 14
Coding region: 145-2088 (647 amino acids)
Biological process (GO): sodium ion transmembrane transport; taurine transmembrane transport; neurotransmitter transport
Cellular component (GO): plasma membrane
Molecular function (GO): taurine:sodium symporter activity
Source: RefSeq, a predicted model, not a curated record